CUGCAAUUUUCAGUGAUGGCCGCAGUAUGGCGUUCGACAGUCAGAGUCAGUGUUGUUAGUAGAUUGUGACCACGUGUGAUGUGAUAGUGGUAAAUUCAAAUUAUUUAUUUACGCGCAUUAUUUAGAAGACCUCAACUAAUAUAAUGAAUCUCCAGUAAAAUCUGCAAAACUUGGUUAAUAUUAAAAGGCAAUAUGAGUUAUACCAGAAGGGAUUAUUACAACGAAACUAACGGAGGAACUGCCCAUCCAAGUCAAAAAAAAGAAAACAAUGAGAUGACAAGACUUCAAGAGCCAGUGAAACUGCGGCCAUCCUGGGAAGAAAACAAUCUACCCGAGGAAGAAUUGAAUUUCAAAAAUCUCACGAUGGAUGAUGCCAGUUUGCAACUCAAUACGCCCCCCGAUAGGUACGCCUUGGUGUAUCUCACGUUUUUGAUACACGGUAUAGGAGUACUGAUGCCAUGGAAUAUGUUUAUUAAUGCCAAAGAAUAUUUUACAGAUUACAAACUGCAUAAAUCGUACAUACAUCAAGAAUAUGAUAUGAGUAACUUUAUGCAAUAUUUGACUUUUUCAUCUCAAGUUCCUAACAUUAUAUUUAAUUAUUUAAAUAUAUUUAUGAGAAUUGGUGGAAACCUAACAACUAGAAUUGUGUGGAGUAUAUGUAUAGAAGUUGUAGUUUUCAUAAUAACUGUUAUAUUAGCAAUGGUUAGUACGGCAUCCAUUCCAAAUGGAUUUUUUUACACAACUAUGGUUUGUGUAGUUAUUUUAAAUAUGGCCAAUGGAAUUUACCAGAACACAAUAUUCGGCAUGGCUGCCAAAUUGCCGCCGAAAUAUACGGGGGCCGUAGUGUUAGGCUCUAACAUAAGCGGAACAUUCACUUCCAUUGUUUCGAUAUUAUCGAGUAUGAUGACAAACGAAAAACGCAUGGCUGCCAUUUAUUAUUUUAUAACGGCCCUCUUUGUUUUGCUCGUUUGUUUCGAUACCUACUUCGCGCUACCUCUGAACAGAUUUUACAGGCAUUUUGAGUUAAAAGAGAAAAAAGAAGCUGAUAAAAGGACAGCUGCAAAUAAGGGAAUUAAAGAAAGAGUUCCAUAUUUACACAUAUUAAAACAAGCCUGGCCUCAGCUGUACAAUAUAUUUUUUCUUUUUUUUAUUACUUUAAGUGUGUUUCCUGCUGUUCAAGCUAAUAUAAAAAUUAGCGAUGAAAACUUUUUCAUUGGAAAAGACAUGUAUACACCAAUUUUAUGCUUUUUAACAUUUAAUGUUACAGCUAUGUUGGGUAGUUCUUUACCCAGCUUAGUAAAAUGGCCUGGUCCAAAAUAUUUAUGGAUUCCCGUGACUUUAAGACUGUUAUUUGUGCCCUUCUUCCUUUUUUCAAAAUACGAAAUUGACGGAACCUCAAGAAUAUUGCCAACUCUAUUUACUAACGACUGGGUCUAUUGGUUUGUUGCCAUUCUUUUUGGACUUAGUAGCGGCUAUUACAGCUCACUUGGGAUGAUGUAUGCCCCCAGGACUGUCCAGGACAGAUACGCGGCAACAGCGGGCAUGUUUGCAGCGGCCUCCUUGAUAACUGGAAUAUUUACAGGGAUCUUAGUGUCCUUUGUGUGGCCUUGGUUGAUCAAUCAUGUGGGUUACUAACACAAAUGUCUGGUAUAUGACACCGAAACGGAGUUCACAAUAAAAUUGUGAAGUAGUAGUAGUCAUGUACCAAGUGUAAGACUUUUCUGAUCUGAUUUACGACUUUUAUAUUAAGAGUUUUUCUAUUUAAUUGUUAAGAUUAAGUUUAUUGUUAUGCAUGUUGUUCAAAAGCUAUUUGUUUUCGAAAAGACAAUUCAUAUAUUUCUUAAAUAAUUUACAUUAUUUUUAUUGCACAGCAAGCAAAAAAAAAUUCUAAAACAACUUUUAAAACUGGCUUGAAGCAUAUACAAACAAUCAUAAUAAACAAUCAUUGUUCUUCCAUAAUCAUCCAUAUCUUUUUUGUAAUUUUUUAUGAAGUAAUAACAUUAGACACGUAUUAAUUGUUCUAAAUAUUGUACAUAAAUAACAAUUAUUUUUUUUAUUAAAUUUGAAAUCGCGUGUUAAUUAAAUUGUUAUUUAAUUUUUUUUAUUAUAAUAUAAUUUAUUAUUAAUACCAAAAUUUUAC
This is a messenger RNA of Brassicogethes aeneus, 2140 nucleotides long. The record is from the annotation of a GenBank genome assembly. Lineage: Eukaryota; Metazoa; Arthropoda; Insecta; Coleoptera; Nitidulidae.